Molecule: messenger RNA, 690 nt
Organism: Dermacentor albipictus
Lineage: Eukaryota; Metazoa; Arthropoda; Arachnida; Ixodida; Ixodidae
Product: monocarboxylate transporter 12-like
Biological process (GO): transmembrane transport
Cellular component (GO): membrane
Molecular function (GO): monocarboxylic acid transmembrane transporter activity
Source: RefSeq, a predicted model, not a curated record
AUGCCACCCUGCAUGUCUGUGAACUUGUUGCGGAAAGCCUAUGCCCGUGAACAAGGUCUCGGCCUUGGCAUGGUGAUAACCAUGCUGCAAGUCCUCAUCAGCAUGUACUUCGAGCGGUACCGUGGUGCCGCCAACGGCAUCAUGUACGCCGGCUCCACUGCCUCUGCGUUCAUCUUCUCCCAUCUGCUGCUGUACUUUAGAGAAACCUAUGGCUUCCAAGGCAGCCUGCUGCUGUUUGGUGGCAUUCUCAUGAACUUGGUCGCCUUGAGUCUCGCCUUCCAGGAGUCACCUUGGAUUAGGAGGGACAGAAACGCGGAUAUAAAGGGCUUACAGGGGUCAAGGAAGCCAUCGAUAUUCACAGUGGGCUCAAAGCAUGGCACAAAAAAGAUGUCCGCCACCGAGGUAGUUCUAAGAAAUAUUCGUGGAGUUCUCAAGUGCACCAUGCUGCACGUUCUCGCGAUCACGUGGCUAGCGUUCUGCUACAACUACGACAUUUUCUUCUCCACGAUCGUGGACUUUGCCAUGGACAAGGGGAUGCCCCUAGAGGACACCUUAUCUUUCAUCACCUACACGUCUAUCACGGAUCUCGUGGGAAGGGUUGUCCUUCCUAUUUUUACUGACCGUGGGCUGCUGCAGCGCUCCACGUUAAUGAUAUUGAACUACUUUCUUCUGGGCUUGUGCACUAUAUAA